GGGGCCACAUGACGCGGACAGCAUCAAUGGCGGCUGAUACGGGAGAAGUCGAGGCAGUUGUUGGCCGCUUAAGUCACAAAAGCUACCGGGCCUUGCUGAAGAAGGAAAAGCGGCGGAGGAAGCGGCAGGACCUUGCCAGGCAGCGCAAUGAGGGGGAGGAAGAGGAGGAAGAGGAGUUGGACGAAGUGCAAAAGGCGAGGGAGGAGCGGGAGGAGCGGCGAAUAGAGGCUGAAGGAAUGCGUGCGCACUUGGAGUGGCAGAAACGUGAGAGGCAAGCUCAGGAAGAGUUCCAGCAGCAGCAGGCGCGUGCAGAGGAGGAGCGGCGACGUCGCGAAGAGGAGGAGCGGAAGAUUAAAGAGGAGUGGGAGAAUCAGCAGGCGAAGGAAAAGGAGGAGAAGGAGAAGAAAGAGGCGGAGCGCAGGACGAGAGAGGAGGCCAUACACAAACUGCUGGAGGACUCGGAUAGACAGGCGAAGGGGCGGAGCACGGGCGAGGACUGGCGCAACCCGGACGCUCCCAGGGACUAUGGCACGGAGAGGGACCGCGCACACUGCCCCUUCUUCCUCAAGACCGGUGCCUGCCGCUUCGGAGACAGGUGCUCGCGCCUGCACGUGCGCCCGUCGCGCAGCGCGACGCUGCUGCUCCGCUCGAUGUUCGCGCCUUUCGGCCUGGAUCAGGCUCGCUGCGACGACUACGACUCGGACGCCGGCCUGGAGCUUGGCGACGACGACCUCCGCCGCCAGUUCCGUGACUUCUACCGCGACGCGCUGCCCGAGCUACGCCGCCCGGGCCGCGUGCGCCAGUUCAAGGUCAGCUGCAACUUCGAGCCGCACCUCCGAGGGAACGUCUACGUUCAGUACGAGACGGAGGAGGAGGCCAUGCAGGCCUUCCAGAUGUUCAACGGUCGCUGGUAUGCAGGCCGCCAAAUCAACUGCGAGUUCUGCCCCGUCUCACGCUGGAAAUCGGCCAUCUGUGGGCUCUACGACCGCCGCCGCUGCCCCAAGGGGAAGAGCUGCAACUUCCUGCACGUGUUCCAGAAUCCAGGCAACGAGUUCUGGGAGGCGGACCGCGACAUUGAGCCACGAUCUCCCGAAUCCCACAGAGGAGGCACCAGCAGCCGCCGCGACCGCACCCCGCCUUCCGAUCGGCACGACCGGCAACGACGCCACCGCUCCCGCAGCGCGGAGAGGGGCUCCUCCGCCGCCGCCGCUUCGUCGUCGUCCUCCUCGCUGCGGAGGGGCGGCCGGACGUUGCCCAGCGCGGAGCGGACGACGAGGAGGGACGACGGGAGAUCGCGCUGGAGCGAGCGCAGGAGCGAGCGGUCGCCCGCGGAGCGACGCGCGAGGUCGAGGAGCUGGGGGCGAUCGGAGAGGUCGGAGAGGACGGAGAGGUCGGAGAGGUCGGAGAGGACGGAGAGGUCGGAGAGGUCGGAGAGGUCGGAGAGGACGGAGAGGUCGGAGAGGAUGGAGAGGUCGGAGAGGUCAGAGAGGUCACCCAGUAGUGGCAGCAAGAGGAGGUCGCCGGGGACGCGCCGGGACGGCUCCUCACGGCACCACGGUGAGAAGAGGGACAGGCGACGCUCGGGGAGCAGGGAGUCCCGGAAGGACGACCAAACGACGAAGACGAAGAAGAAGAAAGCGAAGAAGAAAAGGACAAAGGAGGAGGGCGAGGAGGAAGAGCGGCGGGAAGAAAGUCGGCACAAGCGCAGGAGCGAGGUGCCGAGCGGAGUUGAAGAGACGUCGAUCGGCACGGAGACGCCGCAGGAGCCGGCCAAGGUCGACCCGCCAGAGACCGUCUCGGAUGACGGGCUGCUUCCGGGCGGUAGCGCACCCACCACCAACGGUUGCGGUGGAAACGGUAGCGGUAACAACGGUGAUGAGGAACAUGCGGUGGAGGAGGAGGAGGAGGCACCACUGCGCCUGAACUGCAGGGAUGGCGUCUCGGGGGACGACGGAGCGGCCGAUGUGGGAGUGAACAGGACGUCGCCGGAAGACGCCACGGGAUGCGAGAGAUCGCAGGUCGUGGAGAAGGCGCGGCAGGAAGAGGAUGUGAGCCGGGAAGUGGAUGACACCGUGCAGUGGAUCCUUGAGAGUUGAUGUCCCAUCGUUGUUGAUCGGCCACUUCGCGGGCAGUGCUUGGUGACUCGGUGUGUAAGGAGUCCACCACCCCACCUUCCUCCGCACGAUUCAAAUCAAGAAGCGGUCCUUAAUUCGUUUUGGCCCUUGAUGGCAUUGUUAUUCCUUGGUUCUUUCGGUAAAGUCACGUGGAUAGAAAAAAAAAUUACAAAAAUAAAGUGAGUAAAAAUACCACGAUGUUUCGAUCGCACCACAAGCGGUCGUCAUCAGGAAAAGGGGUUAGCCUCUAAAGGCAAACUGUUUAUAAAGGUUUGGAGAUGGGCGUAGCCCAAGUGUCUCAGCAGCACCAGCAGCAUGGGCAGGGCAGCAAUGCCAAUGCAGCAGCAAUGCCAAUUCAGCAAAGGCCCGCCAGGAAAUCACUGCACCCCACUCUACACGCCGCACUGCUGACGGUGGAGGUUGAUUAACAAUAAAACACAAGUCAAGUCAUGACCCAAAGUGGUUGAUGACAUCUUUCCAAUGUUAUAACCAUCCUCUCACAUUUUAAGUCAAAAUUCAUUCUCAUUCUGUUUCGUUCAUCAUAUUCUCUCGUUUCCCAUUCGUGCCAGGAACCCAAUGUAACGUAAACUUACGGUACAGUCUUCCACAGUUUUAUUAUCCCCAUUGUGCUAAGGGUGUCGCGCCACUAGAUGACGGCAUCCGUGUGAAUCCCUCGAAGCAGUGACACCCUUGUUAGGGGAGCUGGAUCUCGUUCUCAGAUCUCCUCUCGUGAUCUCUGGCCCACACAUCAGGGGGCAACACUUUCUCCAUCCACCUUUGACACACAGAAUGUAAAGUCUGUAUCGCAUGACGAGUCAAACUGAUUUAUUUAUUUUCUUACAAAUGAAAUUUUUGCCAAAUAAAGUGCAGAAUCAAAUGUCACGUGAUUUUUUUGUGCAGUCAUCGGUGACCGGGCUGAGACUCUCUCAACCCGCUACACUGGAAAAAUCCGGUUUAAUAACGACUGUACGUAGUCAACUGCGCUAAUUGACUGCCGAGAUUCCAACUUGGUGUCAACUCUGCACUCUGACCUGUGAACCAAUCAUAUAUUCAUACACGUACAAUUGGAUCCAUGCAUUGCGAACCCCUUCGUAUCAUUUGAAUCGAUUAAUUGAUACAUCGUUACCUAGGUUGUGAAUCGCAAAUGAUGCCAGGUAUGUAAGUCCCACACUGCAGUAACUAAGUAUUUGACACAAUUUGUGGUGCAUUAAACAGGAAAAGUGCGUUGCUGUGUCACCACAGUGGUAUGGUCGAAGUCCUGUGAGAUUCUUGGUUUGUUUCUGGGUCCCAUUAAGGUUGAUGUAAAGUUUGACAUCGCGAUAGAAUUCGUUUUUCAUCCACUUCUGUAGAUAAAUGCUCUGCGGGUUGUGCAUGAUGACAUUGUAAUAUUAUUCUCGGUCAAUAACUGAAUGUGGCUGUUAUAAUUUAAAGGUUGUACAAAUUGUGUAAUAAGUUUUUUAUUUGUGUAUUUUUUGUGACUGCCAUUAAUGUGUUUUUUUUACAAAUGGCAAAGUUUACAACGAGAAAAACUUUCCACUGGAUUAAUCUAUUUCCAUUGUGUUCAGAAAGAAUGUCCGACUCGUUUACGAUUAAAGCCUCUAGAUAUUAUACGCUCUCAAUUUCA
Petromyzon marinus (sea lamprey) is the source of this 3738-nucleotide messenger RNA. RefSeq names its product zinc finger CCCH-type, RNA binding motif and serine/arginine rich 2 (gene ZRSR2). NCBI's taxonomy places the organism in Eukaryota, Metazoa, Chordata, Hyperoartia, Petromyzontiformes, Petromyzontidae. The record is from RefSeq and is a predicted model, not a curated record. Gene Ontology annotation, cellular component: U2AF complex. Gene Ontology annotation, molecular function: metal ion binding; RNA binding. Gene Ontology annotation, biological process: mRNA splicing, via spliceosome.